Messenger RNA from Acomys russatus (golden spiny mouse), 2401 nucleotides. It is a transcript of the gene Prkg1, whose product is annotated as protein kinase cGMP-dependent 1. Gene Ontology annotation, molecular function: ATP binding; cGMP-dependent protein kinase activity. The transcript has 15 exons. Bases 54 to 1469 code for a protein of 471 amino acids. The record is from RefSeq and is a predicted model, not a curated record. NCBI's taxonomy places the organism in Eukaryota, Metazoa, Chordata, Mammalia, Rodentia, Muridae. Gene Ontology annotation, biological process: protein phosphorylation.
CUCUUGUAAAUGUGAAACUCUGGGCCAUCGAUCGACAAUGUUUCCAAACAAUAAUGAUGAGGACGGGACUCAUCAAGCAUACCGAGUAUAUGGAAUUCUUAAAAAGUGUUCCAACAUUCCAGAGCCUUCCUGAUGAGAUCCUCAGCAAGCUGGCUGAUGUCCUCGAAGAGACCCACUACGAAAAUGGAGAAUACAUCAUCAGGCAGGGUGCAAGAGGAGACACCUUCUUUAUCAUCAGUAAAGGAAAGGUCAACGUGACUCGAGAAGACUCACCUAGUGAAGACCCAGUCUUUCUUAGAACUUUAGGGAAGGGAGACUGGUUUGGAGAGAAAGCCUUGCAGGGGGAGGAUGUGCGAACAGCAAACGUAAUUGCCGCAGAGGCCGUCACCUGCCUCGUGAUUGACAGAGACUCUUUCAAGCAUUUGAUUGGAGGACUGGACGAUGUUUCUAACAAAGCAUAUGAGGAUGCAGAAGCGAAAGCAAAAUAUGAAGCCGAAGCCGCCUUCUUCGCCAACCUGAAGCUGUCUGAUUUCAACAUCAUCGACACCCUUGGAGUUGGAGGCUUCGGACGAGUAGAGCUGGUCCAGUUGAAGAGUGAAGAAUCCAAAACAUUUGCGAUGAAGAUUCUCAAGAAACGGCACAUUGUGGACACAAGGCAGCAGGAGCACAUCCGCUCCGAGAAGCAGAUCAUGCAGGGAGCUCACUCUGACUUCAUAGUGAGGCUAUACAGGACAUUUAAAGACAGCAAGUACUUGUAUAUGUUGAUGGAAGCUUGCCUCGGUGGAGAACUCUGGACCAUUCUCAGGGAUAGGGGUUCGUUUGAAGAUUCGACAACCAGAUUUUACACAGCAUGUGUGGUAGAAGCAUUUGCCUAUCUGCAUUCCAAAGGAAUCAUCUACAGGGACCUCAAGCCAGAAAAUCUCAUCCUAGAUCACAGAGGCUAUGCCAAACUGGUUGACUUUGGCUUUGCAAAGAAAAUAGGAUUUGGAAAGAAAACAUGGACAUUUUGUGGGACUCCAGAAUACGUGGCCCCAGAGAUCAUCCUGAACAAAGGCCAUGACAUUUCAGCUGACUACUGGUCACUAGGAAUUCUAAUGUAUGAGCUUCUGACUGGCAGCCCACCUUUCUCAGGCCCAGAUCCUAUGAAAACCUAUAACAUCAUACUGCGCGGGAUUGACAUGAUAGAGUUUCCAAAGAAGAUUGCAAAAAAUGCUGCUAAUUUAAUUAAAAAACUAUGCAGGGACAACCCAUCAGAAAGGUUAGGAAAUUUGAAAAACGGAGUGAAAGACAUUCAAAAACACAAGUGGUUUGAAGGCUUUAAUUGGGAAGGCUUAAGAAAAGGCACCUUGACACCUCCCAUAAUCCCAAGUGUUGCAUCACCCACAGACACAAGCAAUUUCGACAGUUUCCCUGAGGACAGCGAUGAGCCACCUCCUGAUGACAACUCAGGCUGGGACAUAGACUUCUAAUGUAUUUCUCUUACCUGCUUCUGCCUUGCUGAAGACAGCUUUUUCUGAGACACAGCUGCCAGCAAACCUGAGGGAAAGAGAGAAGAUUAGUGCUCGGGGUCACCAUGAUGCCUUUGAUCGAUGCUGCUCCAGUAACUACAGUGGCAUUAGGACUUAUUGCUUAGAUUACGAUAGUGCUCUUUACAUGUUUUAUGUUUGAACCUACAAUAGCAGUUGACAUGGUGGUCCUGAAGCAAAGCCUUUCGCCAGUAAAGUGAUGUUUUCUAUUGUUGCGAUGACCUUGCUUUGCCCUGAUUAUAUUUUGAAAGAGUGUAGAAACACUUCAGUCUAGUAGAGGAGUCUGUAUCUUGCUAGAAUUACCAAGAAGAAUAGAAAAUAAUAUAUUUGGUACGAUAGAUGGCUGUGGUACAGAACCCGGGCUAUUCCCUUUCAUCAAGCAGAGGGUGUGGCGCCUAUGUCUGCUAGUCGGUAUGUAUAUCGUACAAAGAGGACCACACAUCUGUGGGUCACUGAGUUCAUGUCAAACCAGUGCUAGAAGUCCCUGAGUUUCUUUCCGAGCUGAUGACGAGACUGAAUGUUACCUUUUCUUUCUGAUAGAUUCCAAAAAUUGGUCUGACGAAAAAAGCACAACUGCUAUGGUUUCCAUACAAGCCCCCCCCCCCCCGCCCCUGUGGCAGGUACAUAGUACAUUUUUAGAGGAUGGAAAAUGUACGUGGAAAUUGAGAAAUUGACAUGACAAAAUGGAGGGGGGGAAAAGGAAUUCACAACACCAUUUCAUGUCUUUUUAGAAAAAAAGUAUAUUGUGCUUAAAGAUGGUCCUGGAAAUGACUAGCAGCCAAUUGGUUUUCUUUAUUACCUAACACCCUCAAACUGAGGCUUAAACGAUUCCCUUUUGUAAGAAUAAACCAACCCUUGGGGGAAGGGGUGGGAUG